This is a messenger RNA of Cydia strobilella, 843 nucleotides long. RefSeq lists its product as uncharacterized. The record is from RefSeq and is a predicted model, not a curated record. NCBI's taxonomy places the organism in Eukaryota, Metazoa, Arthropoda, Insecta, Lepidoptera, Tortricidae. The transcript is spliced from 2 exons. Bases 84 to 824 code for a protein of 246 amino acids.
AAUAUUGCUUUGUAUUUGGUUUCUCAACUAAAUUACAGUUAAAAGCCUGUUCGCAUUAUCGGACGGUGCGAGCAGGCUUCACCAUGUCUGAAAAGUCGAACACAACAUGUCAGAACAACAGGCAAGAUGAAAAAUCAACAAGUCAGUAUUGCGACGUGUUGCUCAGAUCACAAGAAGAUAGGAACAGGACUUUUUCCAAACUAUGCCAUGGAGAUGUAAGCGUAAUAGGUAAAAUAUGGAUCUGCACUCUUCGGGCGUUCUUACUAGGUUUCCAGUACCCUUUAUCAGGUAGUACUAGAAUUAGUACGAAUAAGAUACCAAAAUGUGAAGAGAAGAUGCGAGUUUCUAAAGUUAUUGUAGAUUGUCCUAAAGAAGACACUCAAGAUAAUCUUUUACAUAACCUGGUGCUACCGUAUGUAAGUAAAGUAAGAAGUACUUGUCAAGGAUUAAUAAUAAGUUACAGAAAGGAGCUCAGUGAUACUUGUAACGAAAUAAAGAUUGAUAUGUUUACAACUGGAGAAAAUAUGAUAAAAUAUUUUAGAGAUGAAGAGAAUUAUAACAGAAGAGUACAGAUAGUAGCAAGUGGGUGUAUGCUAGGAUAUUUAAAGCCUGGUGGUUUACCUACAAGAUUGUUCUAUGCUGCUUGUGGACUUACCGGUACAGGGAUGCUGUGUUUUCCAAAAGAAACUGAUGCGAAGAUUAGAAAAGUUUUCUAUUUCACUGGAAGAACAGUCAUGGAUGGGUAUUAUUUUAUAACAGAUAGCAAACCUCCAGACGAACGAAAUAUGAGCCAAGAUUUUUGUAAACGUCCGCGUGAAAAAUAAAAUAUUUUUUUGUUAUCAA